This is a messenger RNA of Oppia nitens, 885 nucleotides long. RefSeq names its product EEF1A lysine methyltransferase 4-like. Bases 1 to 819 code for a protein of 272 amino acids. The record is from RefSeq and is a predicted model, not a curated record. The transcript is spliced from 2 exons. Gene Ontology annotation, molecular function: S-adenosylmethionine-dependent methyltransferase activity. Lineage: Eukaryota; Metazoa; Arthropoda; Arachnida; Sarcoptiformes; Oppiidae.
AUGAGUUCAUCUUUAAUACCCAACGAUAAUCAUAUGUAUAAUAGCGUUGACUAUUGGGAUAAACGAUAUGAAAGUGUCGGUCAAAGGGCUGACAGCGAUAAUGAAUCGUAUGACUGGUUAGUUGACUAUUCAAAUAUCAAGCAUAUCAUCAACCAAUUGAUCCCAAAGACAGCAUCACUGCUAAUGUUAGGUUGCGGUAAUAGUCUAUUAAGUGAACAAAUGUUUGCCGACGGGUAUUGCAAUAUUGUCAAUAUUGACUACUCGUCGCCGGUUAUCAAACAAAUGUCCAAUCAUUGCGACAAUUGUCGGCAAAUGCAAUGGUCAGUCAUGGACUGUCGUGAGUUGACGUUUGCCACCGAAACAUUUGAUGUGGUCAUCGAAAAGGCCACUAUAGACGCCCUGCUGACCGAAGAGACCGACCACUGGAAUAUAUCGGACACUAAUCGACAACAGAUCAGUCGUGUCUUACAAGAGGUCUAUCGGGUGCUCAAAACUGACGGCCAAUUCAUAUCGAUAUCCUUUUAUGGAUCGCACUUCAGAUAUCCAUUAUAUAAGAGUUGUUUUGAGUCAAACACCGAUCGAUUGGCAAUGAAAGCCAUACAUGAAGUGUCCGCCAGUUUUCACUAUUACUGCUAUCAACUGAUUAAAUGUGUGAAUAAAACUAUUGAUUUUGAGCCCCAAGUCUACGAACCACCGAAAGUGAUCACUACUUGUUUGAGUGGCAAUUGUCAGUCAAAUCAACUAAUAGAUGAUAAGUGCCUCAUAAAUGCAAAUCCAGUUCAAGAUGAGAGUCAUUAUCUAUUAAAUAUUAACCUCUAAAAGAGUCAAUUAGUAGUGACUAUACUCUAUAAGUUAAAGACACUAAACACAUACAUACAUACAUUC